AUGGAUUCUCACGACCUCUAUAGCGGCCAUGCAUACAUCUGGUCUUACGAGACGCAGCAAAUCGUGAAGACUUUCGAGCUCACCGACGUCCCCGUUCGCGCCGGCCGAUUCGUCUCGCGCAAGAAUUGGAUCGUCUGCGGUUCCGACGACUUCCAAUUGCGCGUCUAUAACUACAACACGUCGGAAAAGAUCACUUCGUUCGAGGCGCAUCCGGACUACAUUCGAGCCAUCGCUGUCCACCCGACCCUGCCCUUUAUCCUCACCGCGUCCGACGACAUGACCAUCAAGCUGUGGGAUUGGGACAAGGGCUGGAAAUGCGUGCAGGUCUACGAGGGACACAGUCACUAUGUUAUGGGCCUCGCCAUCAACCCCAAAGACACAAACACGUUUGCCUCGGCCUGCCUCGACCGCACCGUCAAGAUCUGGAGCCUAGGCUCGGCCACUGCCAACUUCACUCUGGAGGCGCACGAGACCAAGGGCGUCAACCACGUCGACUACUACCCUCACUCCGAUAAGCCCUACCUGCUCACCACGUCCGACGACCGAACCAUCAAGGUGUGGGACUACACGACCAAGUCGUUGAUUGCAACCCUCGAGGGCCACACCAACAACGUCUCUUUUGCAUGCUACCACCCCGAGUUGCCCGUCAUCAUCUCCGGCUCCGAGGACGGCACCAUCCGAGUCUGGCACGCGAACACGUACCGAUUCGAACAGUCCCUGAACUACAGCCUCGAACGAGCGUGGUGCAUUGCCUAUCAAAAGGGACAGCAAGGCGUCGCCGUGGGCUUUGACGAUGGCGCCGUCGUCGUCAAGCUGGGCCGCGAAGAGCCCGCCGUGUCCAUGGACGCCUCUGAAAACUCAUCUGGGCCAGACACAACGAAGUUGUGUCCUCCAUCAUCAAGGAGGCAAAUGCCAGCAUCAAGGACAAUGAGCCAAUCAGCCUCCCACAAAGACCUCGGAACGUGCGAAGUCUAUCCGCAGACGCUGCUACACUCCCAACGGCCGCUUCGUCGCUGUGCCUUUGGCUCUGCGCUGGAUUUCGUCUGGGCGUCCAAGGAAAACAGCAACGAUUUCGCUAUCCGCGAAUCGCCCAUGAGCGUCAAGGUGUACAAGAACUUUAUUGAAAAGAGCGGCGGCCUGGACGUGGGUUUCCAGGCGGAGGGCCUCACCGGCGGUGUCUUGCUCGGCGUCAUUGGUCAGGGCGGCGUCUCCUUUUUCGACUGGGCCACGGGCGGCCUCGUCCGAAGGAUCGAGGUUGAGCCCAAGCAGGUCUAUUGGUCGGAUAGCGUGCAGGCCGGUCAGGUGAACGAGGAUGGCGUCGAGGCCGCGUUUGAAGUCAUCACGGAUAUCAGCGAAAGUGUUCGGACAGGCGAAUGGGUCGGGGACUGCUUCAUCUACACCAAUAGCACGAACCGACUCAAUUACCUGGUUGGCGACCAGACGUAUACCGUUUCCCACUUUGACAAGCCGAUAUAUGUCCUUGGAUACAUCCAAAGAGACUCUCGCAUCUACCUCGCGGACAAGGAUGUCAACGUCACCUCGUUUGCCCUGUCGCUUCCCGUGUUGGAAUACCAAACCUUGAUUCUGGAAGGCCAAGGCCACAAGGAGUUGGCCUUGAGGUGGCGACAGACCCGGAGCACAAGUUCGACCUCGCUCGGCCUCAACCAGCUCGAUAUCGCCCUGGACCUGGCGCGCAAGGCGGACGCGGACCAUAAGUGGAAGACGCGGUGCUUUUCGCGCAAACAUAAGCCCAGUCUGGCCGCCUCCAUCGUCAAGGACUGGAAAGAGAGUCUGGACAAGGGCAAGAAGGGACGGGUGGCAAAGCUCAUCGGGGUCCCUGACGAGGACGCGGAGCUGUUCCCCGAGUGGGACGCGUGGUUGCAAGCGGAACGCGAAGGCGGCGACGCACUGGACAAGACGAACGUGGCGGGGGCAAAUGGAGAGGCUCCCGUUGCCGAGAAACAGGCGCCGGCCGUGGACGCGGAGGAGGAGGAGGAGGAGGACGGAGGGGCGAGGCAAGGAGGACGAGGAGAACGCGGAGGAUGA
This is a messenger RNA of Hirsutella rhossiliensis, 2046 nucleotides long. RefSeq names its product coatomer WD associated domain-containing protein. Gene Ontology annotation, biological process: intracellular protein transport; endoplasmic reticulum to Golgi vesicle-mediated transport; retrograde vesicle-mediated transport, Golgi to endoplasmic reticulum. Gene Ontology annotation, cellular component: COPI vesicle coat. The coding region runs from base 1 to 2046 and encodes 681 amino acids. The record is from RefSeq and is a predicted model, not a curated record. The transcript is spliced from 9 exons. Gene Ontology annotation, molecular function: structural molecule activity; protein binding. Lineage: Eukaryota; Fungi; Ascomycota; Sordariomycetes; Hypocreales; Ophiocordycipitaceae.